Messenger RNA from Cyclocybe aegerita, 4020 nucleotides. Lineage: Eukaryota; Fungi; Basidiomycota; Agaricomycetes; Agaricales; Hemipholiotaceae. The record is from the annotation of a GenBank genome assembly.
AUGAGGACGAAACCUGAAUCACCGCCAACACAAAGUCCGUCGACUCUACGCUCUUUUCAACCACCGUCUUUCUACGCCGCCGCCGCUUAUGCCUCAUGCGACUCUCGUAUUUCUCGUAGAAAUGAUGAGACAACCGCGAAGGGGAAAUCUGUGUCUCGAACCCACAAGGAAGGACGCAGUGGACGACCGAUUACGAUAGAAGCACCUCUCACUUACGAGCAAGUAACACAGUCAGACUCGGAUUCAUCGACUCUUAUCACACGAGACCACCCCCACGGAACACCCGGUCUUAUUCACCGGGAAAGCAGGAUGGCAUAUCCUCACUUAGAGGCUCAUCUCCUACCCACUUUACGAGAUACAGUCGACCGAAUGACGCGUACGCCCUCGCGCAUGUCGACGUAUCAAGCAGGAAGGGAGGAUUCGGGGAUGUGGAAGCGGGAUACGCGUAGCCACAGUCGCAGAAAUUCGCCUGAAGCACAGCAAACACAGGACCUCAGGCAGAAUACUCCCCGUGAACCCGUCUUCUGCUUGUAUCGGCAUCACUCUGAAGAAGCAAGGACCCCUAAUCUAUCCGAUAUCUAUUCCAAAUCCAACCAAUCUACCCCUACUCUUGUGUCCAGUCAACAACGGCCCAAGAUUCCAGCUAAAUCUGCUCUGAAGUCCUCCCUACGUUCUCCAAUACCCCAACCAACGUCACCGAUGACUCCUAUGCCAGAAACCAGCUCGCCGUCAAUGGCGGGAUCCUCCUUGAGGUCGAUGAAGAGUUUACUCUCCCGAAAGUGUUCAGAAACGUUGAAAUCUCCUUUCAAUGGGAGCAAGGAUCCGGAUAAGAGCAAGAAGAGCGAAAAUUCUUCAUCACCUUUUUCACGCAGAGGGAAUGAUUCGGGGCCUUCAACUCCCGGUCUGAAGAGAGAUUUUCAGUCUUCAAUUCCUCGUCCUCGCGGAAGGCAUCACUCCAACACGAAUCUCGAAGACUCUGACUUUGAACAGCGCUUUGAAAUUGAGUCGAGAGACCGACGCCAGCUAACAGUCACAAACGCCGAAAUCUUUGUUUCUGGGUCGAGUUCGGAAAGCGACGCGGAGUCAAGGCAACGUGUCCGGCCAGAUGAUGGAAGGAAUAGGUGGGGCAGUGGACGAGUGGACGCCUCUGUUGGCCUUGGUCUUUCUUUUCCGUCGUCUCCGAACCCAUCACGACAACGAGGGGAAGAGCACAGAUCUAGAGAGUCGUCAAAAGUCAAAAUGCAGCCAACGCCAGCACGACCAGCAGCACCCCCAGAAAAGAGUCUUCGUUUCUCGUUACCGCCGUCAGAGUCUGCAGAUUCCACAUAUUCCGACGAUCCAGGACCAACCCCACCUCCGCCGCGUGGCCGCUUUGAAGCUGGUCAUUUUUCGAGUUCACGACCUCUUCGCCAACACGAGGACUCCUUCGACUCUAUCAUGGAUUCGACACCCCAACUACAAGAUUAUGAGCCGCGAAAAAAUAUAUCCAAUCGCAGAAGGUCUCUCUCAAGAUCGCCAACAUCUACGCAAUACACGUACUCAGAGGAAGAGAAAGAGGAAGAAACGGAGUCAGAGCGAGAGGGAUACUCCGUUAGACGUCCGAGGGAUAAAGGCAAAGAGAAACGGAGGAGUUCGAGUUGCACGCCAGCAUUCCGUGGCUCGCCUGAUCAUCACGACCCACCGCAACGUCCUCAGUCAGCCUGCCAACGAUAUGCUCCGGAGAAGCGUCGCUCGUCACAAGUUUUUCCACCGAACCUCAAGGAGCUCAUCAAGAGUCGUAACUCAUUCUCGAAACUUCCUCCCUCUCGUACGGAACCAGACUUGUCUGCGUCCACCUCUUCGAAGCGGAAGUCAGCAGAAUUCAAGGCUCAGGAGAAACCGUAUGGAAGGUCAGCUGCACCUCACACCAGUUCAGCUGGUCUGCGGCUGGACGAUUCCCGCCGCAGGUUUUCUCGCGAGAAGACAGAAGCAACUGCCAUUAUCGAUCAGUAUCGCUCUGCUGCAGCUCGAGAACGGUUGGCAUUUGGCAUCCCUCCUUCAGAGUCAGACGAGGCGAUAAAGCAGGAGCAUGAACAGCACCUGACACAUGCGGAGAGCGAUAUGUCUUCUCUCAACGAAUCGGUCUGGCAGGACAAUUGCGAGGAGUUGAGUUUGAGUGCGGAGAGUAUCUUGAAGACGCUUGAUGAGACUUCGAGGAAGGAGGCAAAGAGGAAGAUGCAUCAGCGGCGCGUUUCUCCCCCUCGUCUCAGUGUUAUUUCUCCCUCAAGUGCUUCAUCGACUGAUGAAGACCUGCACGAACCUGCUUACGACCUGCGCGAAUCAUACACCCCCCAACCCUCACAUCCACACUGGGAACACCCAGAUAUCGGCCCAUCCCAUCAGCAAACCCAUGUGCCACAAGAACCCGCGCGAACACGAGAAGGCGUCAUCCAAGAGAUCUUUGAGUCCGAAGAAGAGCUCCUCCGGCUCUUACACAUAUGCAUGAGGAUGUUCGUCCUCCCACUCCGCGUCGCUAAUAGCCAGGCCUGGGUCGCUGGAGUCCCACCCAACAUCGCCCGCCUGCUGGACUGGUUCGACGAUAUUGUUAACCUCCACGAGCAGAUCUACGCCUCGCUGUGUUCUGCCCGCGACACGAUGUCACCUGCAACGGACCGUGUGUCCGAAUCCCUGAGAUGCUUUGUGAUAAAGGUGGAGGUGUACCAGCCAUACCUUGUUCGACUGGCGGACGUGUCGCAGGAGAUUGUGGGCUUGACGCAGGAUGAGAGGAGCGAUUUUGGCCAGUUUGUGUUGAUGCAGGAAAGGGAGGAGGAGUGCAUAGGUUGGAGUUUUGAGAGGCUGUUGAUGCUGCCCGUGAAUCGGCUGGCGGCGUAUCAGGACCUUUUUGCACGAAUGCUGGAUCUGACACCGAAGAAUCAUCAAGACUAUUUAUCGACCUUCUCGUUGUCGCGGUCCACUGACAUGGUCAUCAAAGUCAUGACCGAGGUUAAGCUCAGAGAAGAUGAGUAUAUGCUACUGAAAGCCUUUUCAGCGCGCAUACAGGGACUCCCUGCCUCGAGUGGCAUCGCAACUAGGGAAAGGAGAUUGCUGCACUCUGGUCCUCUCUGUCUGGUUAUCUCGAAUCUGUCUCCAAAUAUCGGUCCCCAUGUGGACAUCAACGGUCAUCCAAGGAGCUCUGACGCGAAAAGGCAAAGUAGGUCGUCAAAGCUUCUGGACGCGGUUGGCAGGUCAAACACGAUGGCCGAAUUUGAGAGGUUUGGCAUGUUGAAGCCAAUGUCUUCGAAGUCUUUCGAAAGCUCCAAGGCGGCAGCGGAGAAGGAAACAGGCCGUGAUGAUGACAGUACUCGGUCUUCGCCUGACCCGGCUCUCAGGACGGUCGAUGCUCAUGCUUUUAUCUUCAAUGAUCUCGUUCUUUUGGCUCAAUCGAUGCACACUCCAAACUCUGAUCCUUCUUGGCUGCUAUGCGAAGACCUGAGUGUUUUCAGGCCCUUAUCGAUCGCGCGGAUCCGAAGAAGGAGUCAGCAAGAAGGAAUGAUGUUGUCACUUGAAGCCCUUCAACUAGAUCCGGUCUACCUCAACGAACCUUCCGAUUUCAGGACUUCCUCUGUUCGAGUCGUCGACCUCUUGCUCCCUCCUCCUGGCCCAAGAUCAGUCAAAGAUGAAGCUAAUCUCGCCGACAAUGAAGUCUUUCAACCUUGGCUGCUUUCUUUGCGUCAAUGCUGCAAGACUACCCUCCGGAAGCUUACUUUUGUCGGGCCCAGCUCCAAAGACAGCGCUAUUCCUGGCUCUGAUCUCGCACUGGAUACGCAGUCUGUUCUCCGCUCGCUGGUAGGAUCAGGUCUGCCCAUCCCGAGGAGUCCCUCCGGCCAGUUUCCUGAUGCUGAAGGCUUGGAUUUCGAACGCAAUCGAGCACAGGGCGAAGAACGCGAAGAACGCGGCUGGUGGUCUCUGCGAUACCAACAAGUCUUUCGAGAGUUUCAAAGACAAGACUCUCUGCUGUCUGAUGAUGACGACGACUACUGA